This is a messenger RNA of Vitis riparia (riverbank grape), 1244 nucleotides long. Its product is annotated as probable protein S-acyltransferase 23. Gene Ontology annotation, molecular function: palmitoyltransferase activity. Gene Ontology annotation, biological process: protein palmitoylation. Gene Ontology annotation, cellular component: Golgi membrane. NCBI's taxonomy places the organism in Eukaryota, Viridiplantae, Streptophyta, Magnoliopsida, Vitales, Vitaceae. The transcript is spliced from 7 exons. The coding region runs from base 1 to 735 and encodes 244 amino acids. The record is from RefSeq and is a predicted model, not a curated record.
AUGGUAAUAGAAGCAGAAGAGGGAGGAAGAAGAAGUGAAUCAAAAGCCCCUUCUAAUGACUGGCCUUUGACAAAAGUUCCGGGUAAAGAUCCGGGUUAUAUAAAAAAAUCUGGUGGUUUGGGUAAUCACACAGAUGCAGAGGAUCCACUGUUGAAUAUCAAUCUGAACAAUUCCUCCAUAUGGACGGGAAAUUGGUCUCAACUUUGCCCUACUUGCAAGAUAAUUAGACCUGUUCGCUCAAAGCACUGCCCUACAUGUAAGCGCUGUGUGGAACAAUUUGACCACCACUGCCCUUGGAUUUCAAAUUGUGUGGGGAAGAAGAACAAAUGGGACUUCUUUGUUUUUAUCUGCCUGGGAGCUUUGUCCACAUUCAUUGGUGCUAUUGUUGCAGUUCAAAGAAUUUGGACAGCAUUGCCAACAUUGCGGACAGAAGAAACUUGGAUUCAAUAUGUGGUGGUUCAACAUUCAGGUGUUGUUGCCUUUCUGGUUAUGGACAUAAUUCUUUUGAUGGCUAGUGUAACUUUGACAACGGCACAAGCAUCCCAGAUAGCUCGGAAUAUCACCACUAAUGAGUUGGCGAAUUUCAUCCGCUAUGGGUAUCUUCAUGCUCCAGAUGGGCGGUUCCGAAAUCCAUACAACCAUGGGUGUCGAAAGAACUGUGCAGAUUUUCUCAUUUAUGGCUACACUGCUGAUGAGGAAAUAGCUUGGCCUCCAUUACAGCAGGUUGCCACAUAGUCCUAUUGUCAUGAUACGCAGUUUGAUAGCUAAAGUUGCUGUUUUGUUUCCGUUAAAACUCACAUAAGUUGCAUUGUGGUACCAAAGACCCAACCUUCCUGCAGCAGAUGUUCAUCAUGUUACACCAGAGGUCCUUUGGCUGUUGAUAUAUAAUCACCAGGUAAAGCCUCGAUCAUCAUAUGAUCACAGUUUCACAACCUCCAUUUUCUGUGUUUGUACAAUGGAAUACCAUAAUAUAGGGAAGAAAAAACCUUUGUUCCUGUAAUUACUAGUUCUAGCAUAUGUUCUAGGAACUAUACACCCUCAUCUUCUAUUUAAUAUUUUGUUUCUAAAUAAGUAGGGAAAGAGGGGUUGAUAUAUUAUAUUGGUUUACAAUUUUAUGCUGGCUUCAGACUUUGGAUGUCAAUUGUUUAAGAUGAUGAUCUGAGUGUCACCUUGCUUAAAAUUUUAGUUUAUACUUAUAAUUGUCUCACAAAUGGGAAUAAAUUGCUGCAGUAUUAUUAUCCAUC